ACGCUAGCGACUUUACAGGGAAGCGGAUCCGAAGAGGGAGCCCCUGCCGUCCCUUUUCGGUUGCUUGCUUCAGUUCCAGGACCACCGUGCGCGUGUUAGUUACCACUGGCCUUGCCCGCGCAGCAUCCUCGAAGCUCAGGGGGCUCUGCUGUGUGCUGUCCCGGAUCGGCGAGUCUCCAUUGACCUCCUCCUCUUGCGUCCGUGGUCUGUACGCGCCGCCGCCGCCGUAGCCAGGCUUGUGAGCGCGCCUCGCCGUGCCUGCGCCGCCGCGUCGAUUCUUACCUGAUCUUAACAGAUAAUGUCGGGUGCAAGGACUCAUCACAAGCACUGCCAUCAAGCUCAUGCUCCAUCUGGAAGUUCCAAGGAAAAAUUCCAGGACAAGCGGCAACCAAAAUUUAUACCAGACAAUUAUAGCUCGGUGGAUGAGGUCACUACUGCACUGAGAGAAGCUGGUCUUGAAUCGUCGAAUCUAAUUCUUGGUAUUGACUUCACCAAAAGCAAUGAAUGGUCAGGUAGGCAUUCCUUCAAAAGAAAAUCUCUGCAUGCCAUUAAUGGCACCCCAAAUCCAUACGAACAAGCUAUUUCUAUAAUUGGCCGAACACUGUCACCUUUUGAUGAUGAUAACUUGAUACCAUGUUUUGGAUUUGGUGAUGCUUCUACGCAUGAUCACUCUGUCUUCAGCUUAUACCCAGAUAACCGUCCCUGUCAUGGCUUUGAAGAGGUCCUUGUAAGGUAUCGACAAAUUGUUCCACAUUUGAAACUUUCAGGACCAACUUCUUUUGCACCUCUUAUUUAUGCAGCGAUUUCUGUUGUUGAAAAUAGUAACUGGCAAUACCAUGUUCUCGUAAUCAUAGCUGAUGGACAGGUGACUGUCGCUAACACAAAUGAUGGAAGAUUAAGUCCACAAGAACAGGCAACUAUACAAGCAAUUGUUGAUGCUAGCUACUAUCCUCUUUCAAUUGUGAUGGUUGGGGUGGGCGAUGGACCAUGGGAUGCGAUGCAGCAUUUUGAUGACUGUAUCCCUGAAAGAGUUUUUGAUAAUUUUCAGUUUGUAAACUUCACUGAUAUUAUGUCGACAAGUAAGGAUAUGUCAAAGAAGGAGGCUGCAUUUGCCCUUGCAGCUCUUAUGGAAAUACCCUCUCAGUAUAAAGCAACUCAAGGCCACCAACCUAUAGAAAAGCAAGCACAAAGGACUGCCCCUCCAAGAAUUCUCCCUCCUCCAAACAAAGUUCUUGAACAUGAUAAUGCUGCAGCUUCACAUCCUCCUCCAACUGCAAGCUCCCGGUCGACUGGCAUUGGCAAAAGUGCUGCCGACGAGCAGGUAUGCCCCAUCUGUUUAACCAAUCCAAAGGACAUGGCUUUUCAGUGUGGUCACCUGACAUGCAAGGAAUGUGGCCCAACACUAUCAACAUGCCCCUUGUGCCGUGCACCAAUUACUAUGCGUGUGAGGCUCUAUUCUUGAGACGCUGUGGUAUCUGGAGUGGAGGGAUCAACCAUUUCAUCCAUGGAGUAUCUAACAGUACGGAGCAAGAACUUGGAAGCUCAAGGACCUUGCACUGCAAUGGCCUAGUGUGAAUGCCAUGAAAACGAUGUAAAAGGAUUUAUCGUGCCUGUCCAGUAAUAUUGAUUGACUAAUUAUAGCAUGCAAAGUUUAUUGUUAUCUUGUAGUAGUAGCUGGGAAUUGUGGUUUCUGGUUGAAUGGGAUACUAGCAGUUGUGUCACAAGAUACUCGUUCUCCUCUUCAUAUCAGAGAACAGAUACUUUGAUUUA
Phragmites australis (common reed) is the source of this 1770-nucleotide messenger RNA. RefSeq names its product E3 ubiquitin-protein ligase RGLG3-like. The transcript has 12 exons. The record is from RefSeq and is a predicted model, not a curated record. Lineage: Eukaryota; Viridiplantae; Streptophyta; Magnoliopsida; Poales; Poaceae. Bases 299 to 1462 code for a protein of 387 amino acids.